This is a messenger RNA of Thalassophryne amazonica, 3707 nucleotides long. RefSeq names its product mitochondrial elongation factor 2 (gene mief2). Gene Ontology annotation, biological process: mitochondrion organization; positive regulation of mitochondrial fission. The record is from RefSeq and is a predicted model, not a curated record. Gene Ontology annotation, cellular component: mitochondrial outer membrane. Bases 1 to 1395 code for a protein of 464 amino acids. Lineage: Eukaryota; Metazoa; Chordata; Actinopteri; Batrachoidiformes; Batrachoididae. The transcript is spliced from 7 exons.
AUGAAUUCCCAGGGUAGUCGGAGUCGAGGAGAAGAUGGUGUUGCUAAGGUGAUUGACUUCUUACUGUCCAAUGCCCGGCUGGUUCUGGGAGUCGGUGGGGCGGCUCUGCUUGGCAUUGCUACCCUGGCAAUGAAACGGCUUAUAGAAUACGCUGGCCGUGCAGCAGAGGAAGAAAAGGUGGAGCAGAAGAUGACUGAGACCUGGGAGGAGUUGAGUUUAGUCUCCUCUUCACCCACACUGCUCAGGAAGGGCUUAGGGGGCGUCGUGAUGAAACACAUCGCCAAAGCAGCCAAACAGCAGAAAGCUGAUCUGUGCCAGCCACCGCAGAAAUCCAUGCUCGAGGUGCAGACUGAGUCGAAGUCCAAGCAGCUCCAGCUGUGUGUUCUCAGCCUGCAGGAGCGUCUGCAGCAGUACUACCACACGAGGGCAGCACUGGCUCCACAAGAGGUCCUCAGGGCUCAGACCCUGGCUGUGGACAUCUGCACUGAGAUCCAGGGCUUUCUGCACAGCCAGCACCCUCAGAUGCCGCUGGGAGAAAUGAGCCUUGGGGGUUCUCUGCUGGAUGACCUCCAGGUGGUCAGUGCAGACCACGCAUGUCUGCUGGUUCCUCUUCAGUUGGAAGCGUCACUGUGGCGUCUCAUCCCUGGAGAGGAGACGCUGCUCACACACCCAUUGCACUGGAUGGUCCGACGGAUCAACCUGGAAUACUUUCCCAGAGGCUGUAGCUACUGGGACAGGUUCCUUGUAGGGGGUUACCUGUCAUCAGAAGCUGUUGUGAUGAUGUUCAGCAAGGUUGUCAUGGAAACCAUGAACUGGCUUUCCAUCAGCAGCACUCUGGACUGUAAAAUCAGGCCUGUGUUAGGAGGACCGGACCUUCGACUGGAGAUCAGGCCAAUAAGAGGUGGAGCAGACGGCAGCAACCAAUCCCUGUUCAUCUCCAUACUGCCUUUACUGAGGGAGGAUGACGUGGUUUUGACGGCACAGCCUGAACUCACUGACCCCUGGGCCAACGCUUGGCACCUCUCUCUGUAUCCGUGGGAGACACAGCGCCUCGCCCAACUCGACGCCGCUGACGACGGCUGCCGCAGACACGUCCUUAAAAUCCUCAAAGCGGUCUGUCGGCUAAACCCCGCCCUCAGACCGCUGGAAGCCGCCCCCCUUGCUAACCUCCUCCUGCACCUCAGUGACAGCGAGACGGACUGGUCGGAGCCUAGCAUAGAGGCGCGAUUCCAGCAGUGCAUCAUGGAGUUGAUCGGCUACCUCGAACAGGCAGCGCUGCACAGUUACUUCAAGCCGGCUGUCAAUCUCUUGAGUGGUUUGUCAGAAGACCAGGUGGACCAGAUGGGCUUCAUGCUCUACUGCGCCGUGUCAGAGCCAGAAAUCCUGCUCAUAUAAAAUUGCCACAUUUCCUGUUGCCUUGCCAUCACAGCCUGAUGUUUUCAUGGUGACUGAAGGUGAAGACACACGGAAGCAAUUGAUCUGCAGGCUGCGAGUAACCGCUGCAUAAGUGCAGUCUUUACUCCAGUAGUGUGCAUGCUGCAUUUUCCUUUUUAUCAACUUCAAAAGUUCUGUCUAUGCAGAAUAAUGAAGAAGCUGCUGCAAACUGUCCAACUUGAGGAUAAAUUCACCCCCACCCCAAAGUCCUCGUUAAAUUAAAUGUUUAGUGACUCCUCUUUGGCAAUUCUGUUUUCCGCAAAUUUGUUCGGGAAGGAAUGAACGAGAGAACGGGGCAGCCGCCUUAAGAGCUCCAAAUAAUCUCAAACCACAUUUUCCCAAACAUUCCUGUCGCUUAGUGGCGUUAUUCAAGUAUUUUGUGGUUACUGCUGAUAUUAAGGUUUUAUAGGAAUAAUUCACCCAGUGGUGGUAACAUGUACUGUAAAUUUUUGCUGACACUUUAAAAGUAUAGUUGGGGUGGUUUGGAGUGAAGAUUGGCAUAACAUGAGGUCUGUGCACGACAUCAGCAAGAAACAAACUGGCACUUACGUCUGAGCCUGUUCAGGGUUGAUAUUACCUGGUUUAUUAGACGCAAAAAAAAAAAAAAACUACUGCUAAUAUUAUUUCAUUGCUAGUUUGAGCAUGUCUUGUAAAUGUCUGGAUGGCUGCCUGGUUAAUGUUCAUUCCUUAACUCCCACCAGGUUCAUUAGUAUUUGGACUAACUUUAAAUAAUUGUGCCUCUGUACUGCACUCCAACAAAGUUGACAAAAAACAAUACAGAUGUGCUUGAAGUGUAUAAUUACAGGUUUUAAUUCUAGAUGCUUAGCAGACCAAUAACUCAAGGGAUAGACACGAACAUUUUGAAAUCAUUGUUUUGCACUUCAUUUUCAUCAAUUAUUAAGAAAUGUGAACAGGGUGGUACUAUAUGGUAAAUUUUAUUUAACCUUUAUCUGUCUGUCUGUCUAUCUGUUAGAAGUGGUUCUCAAAAGCUGAGUAGCCACACAUGAGGUAGACUAGUGAGGGAAGCCACCAAGAGACCCAUAACAACUCUGAAGGAUUUAUAGGUUUCUGUUAUUGUGAUUGGAGAAACUGUCAUAGUGCAACUUUUGUUGGUUGCCUCACCAGUUACAUGUUUCAUGGUGGAGUUGUACAGUAACAGAUUUUCUUAAAAUUAACGCUUGACGCUUCAGCUAUAGUUUUCUAGAAUGCACAUGGCGAGUUGACCCUAGAUUUGAUCUGUUUUCUUGUAUGAAAAUCAUUAAUUCCACUGCACCAUGUUGCUGUGUGUAAGUAGUGAUGCAACACGUUAACAUUAGAUUAUGUGCUCCAGUCACAGCCACAGAACCUUGCAGCUCCUUCAGACUUGUCACGAAUGUCUUGAAGGCUCCCCUCACUGGUCUUUAUGUACAGUCACUCAGGAUCUGAGAACUGCCUACUCCACACAGAUUUAUCCUACAGUACCAACACAUAUUUGGUAAUUUAGCAAUGUUCGUGUAGCUGUUUCCUGACGCGGGCUGUAAAAGUAACUGUUUUAAAAAUAAUCUUCAAGUUUGGCUCUGAAAAUGGAGGUCGGUUGUAAUUCCUGUAAUUAAAACCCUUCAAUUAAUGCUGAAAAUCGAUAGCAGAAGCACGUCUAUAUUGUGUUUUGACACAUUGCAGUGGUGCGCAGAAGCAGAUUUGCUCACAGUCACUGUUCAAAUACCUGUCCUUUUUUCAGUAUUUUUCCCAAAGGAAACAGUCAUUAUAGUUGAGUCCAGCGCUCUGAGGCUUGAUUGUAAUCUUGGUCAUAUUAAAACGUAGCUCACACACAAAUAAAAAAAAAAGCUCAAUGGGUCCUUAAACUUGUGCUUGUAUGAAAAAUAAUCACGUAUAAUGUGAUUGCAUUCAGCAGUCUGGAAUAAAGUGUAUAAAGCCAGUAAGUUACAGUUCCUACUGAAACUCAAGUCAGUGCUGCUGGUAUUUGUGUGUAUUUUUUUUCUAAUGUUUAAUCUUUUUUGUUUUAUGUGCAAUCUUUAAAUACAACACAUACACACAGAGAAAUAAUCUAUUUCAAAAUAAGGCAGCACUACUGCAUCGUGCGUAGUUAUGUGGUACGGCUGUCUCAAUUUCCUGGAUGCUGUGUAUCUUAUUUUGAAGUGUUUGGUUUUGUUUGUGUUGUUUCCUUAGUUUGUGAUUUAAGCUUCCUCUGCUUGAGUGAAAGUCAUUUUGUUGUAGCGAGUGAAAAACCAUGAUCAUUGAUUGAACAAGAGCAAUAAAAGGUAAAGGUGAAUCAA